Penicillium malachiteum is the source of this 927-nucleotide messenger RNA. RefSeq names its product SSH4 family protein. The transcript is spliced from 2 exons. The record is from RefSeq and is a predicted model, not a curated record. The coding region runs from base 1 to 927 and encodes 308 amino acids. Lineage: Eukaryota; Fungi; Ascomycota; Eurotiomycetes; Eurotiales; Aspergillaceae.
AUGUCAAGAAAUACUCAGUUCUGGGGCCCACCACCUACCUAUGAGGCAAGCUCGAGUCAGGGUGAUCCCCCACCAUACCAUAACUGGCAAGAGGCGGUACCAGAUACAUCGACCUUUCCGCCACCUCCAAUUUCCGGCUACUACAGUUCAGGAACAGGGAAUGCCAACAUCGAUGACGCAGACCGAGCUCACCGGUUUUGUGAUCAGACCCCACUCUGGAUCCCCAGUAACCCGUCCGAUGCCGUCUACAGUGCUGUGCAGUAUCAUGAUCUACGACCAGUUCGACAAAGAGAGUACAUGGGUGACCUCACAGUCACUGGUCCAGGUAGAUGGUGGGGUCGCACAGUCGAUUCCAACGGCGACUGUCUAGUCCUAAGUCAUCUCCCACUCUACUUCGCCGCAGUGGAUUCCCCAUUCACGCGCCAAACACACAAAACCAUCUACUUUGAAGUGAAACUGACCGCAUUACGGGCUGGACCGGGGACCGGGAAUGCAGAUGCCAGUGGAUUCUCGAUCGGGUUUGCGGCUCAGCCUUAUCCGUCCUGGCGAUCUCCCGGAUGGGAGCGGGGAAGUGUAGGGGAUGAUGGAUGCCGAUUUGUGAAUGACUCGUGGGGAGGGCGGGACUUCACGGCUCCGAUCCAAGUGGGUGAGACUGUUGGGCUCGGCAUGGUGUUUUCCAUUCCUGAGAUUAGUGGGACGGAGGGAGGCAAGAAAGGGAAAAGUCCAUGCAGGGUGCAGGUCUUUUUCACCCGGAAUGGGCAACGCGCUGGUGAGUGGGACUUGCACGAGGAGGUGGAUGAAGACUCCGGCAGCAUUCAGGGCUUAGAAGGGGACUUUGACCUGUAUGGGGCCAUCGGGCUGUUUGGUGGCGUCGAUUUUGAGUCCUGUUUUAACCCUGCAGGUUGGCUUUGGCAGCCCACUGUGUAG